Molecule: messenger RNA, 409 nt
Organism: Mitosporidium daphniae
Lineage: Eukaryota; Fungi; Microsporidia
Exons: 1
Source: RefSeq, a predicted model, not a curated record
UUUCUCAAAAGAUAAUAAGCAGCUUGAUAGGAUAUUAAGAGAUCUUUUAUCAAAAUAUCUGACCAAUCCUAUGACACCAAGCGAUGAUUUAUCACAAACCGAGUGCUUUUAUCGCGGAUUGGCGUCUUUUUUAUUUAAAAAAUUUCACUUUUCUCGCAGAUUGCAGUCUGCUGUAUUAGAAGAAAAGGAUUUUUGUAAAAGAUUAAAGGAUUCUUUAUCAAAAUUUGUGGUAAAAAAAUUCAUGAAUUUUUUAUCGGAAAACAAGGCAUUUUAUGAAAAAUUAAUAUUUCUUUUAGCGCGUGACGAUAGCUUUCUUAAAGGGUUGAAAUAUGUUUUCUCAGACAAUCAGGACCUUUAUCCAAUAUUAAAUUUUUUUUAUCAAAUGAUGAGCUCUUUUAUCCAAUAUUAA